AUGGCGAGUUACUGCCUGCGGUACCAUCGUGUCCAGAGCGCCCUGACCCAGCAGAGCUCAGAGCUGCAGGACACACGGAUGCUGACGGAGUUCCUGGAGCGUGUGGAGCUGGAGGAGAGCCAGGACGGCUGCCGGUACAGCCUGGGCCAGCCUCUCCACGGUGAGAUUACCUCUGCUCCUUCAUUGCUGGGACUCCAGAGCAGUGGUGGCGGUGGUGGUGGGGAGCCCCUGCUAGAAACCAUGGGGGACCCUGUGGAAGAACUGCGUGAGGCCGUAGAGAUGCUGAACGACACUGUGAGGGAAAGAGGGCGAUCGCAGAGCCACGACCAAGCCAUCCAGGACCUGCUGAGCAAGCACGCCGGGCUCGCUGUGCGCUUGGAGGAGUGCUUGUGCUGCGGCAAGGAGCUCGGCCUGGACAUCCUGGAGAGGGAGACGGACUUGGCCAUCCAGUGCGAGCCAGAGCGCUGCGGCCUGGAGGCUCUGCAGGAGAGGCAGGACCACCUGGAGAUUGACUAUGAAGUCAUGAGGGAGGAGGUGAAGGAGAUGGAGAACCUGGCCUCGCGGUUGGAGGAGCUGUGUCCAGAGAGAGUGCACGUACUCGGGGCAAAGAUCCAGGCCACGCUGCAGGCCUGGGCCGAGCUGGGAAGGAGCGUCGCGGAGAACAAAUCCCGGCUGCAGGAGUUCGUGCAGCUCCAGGACUUCUUCAGGAGCUACCUCGCCAUGAUCUCAUGGACAGAAGACACCAGGUCGUGCAUUUUCUCAGACACCGCCUUGCAUCCUGGGAAGGACGGGCAGAGGCCCCUGGCUGCAGAGCUGGACAUGCAGAUUGAGCUGAAGUUUGAGGAGUUUGAUGAGCUGGCGGCCGCAGGGAGGAACCUUUUAGACAGAGAACACCACCUCACACAGAUGGUGAGGGAGCGGUUGGAGGAGCUGAGGAGCAUGCUCGGGUGGAUCCUGGUGCACUGGAGGGCUCAGAAACAGCAGUGGCUUCACAAGAAGAGCAGACAGGAGCUUUCACAAGACAACAUUUAUUCUGAGGCGACAAUGUGCUCCACAUUAUCAGAGCUUCCUAAACAGAUUUCAGCUCCUGAGCUACAAGCCUACGAGUCCCAUCAGCCCUCGCUCGUUACCUCCGAAGACGACAGGUCAGGGGACAGCCGACCCUCGUCCCUCGUCCCCAGACAAACUGAGCAACAAGAGGAGGAGCAGUUAGAGGAUGGGUAUGAGGUCAUGAACAGUAUUGGACCACGGGGAGGUGAGGCCUCCCUCUCAGAGUCUCCCAAACCCUCUAUCUUGGUCCUCAAAGAGCCCAGCAGCCCCGCUCUCGGGGGCACGGUCAACCUCAUCCUGAGCUUUGGUAACACAGGGGACAGCCAUGUUCAGGUGCUGGAGCCACCUGCUGGGACAGAGGAGGUGGAGGGGAACACGUCUGAGCCUGUGCACAGGGUCAGUACCUACUUGCAUGUCAAGGAUAACAACUUGGCUGCGGCCCCUGUGUAUGAGAGUAUCACCUUGCCCCGCCAAAAGAGCCGCUCCGAAGCCUCAGCCUCCCCAGCUUUCCUGCCAUCCUCAUCCUCCUCGCUGCCUUCCUCGGCGUCCGCCCCUCAGACGACCAACCUGACCUUCCGCCGCUCGACGGGGAGCGGCAGCGGCUUCCUGUUCAGCAGCCUCAAGAGAAUGGGCAAGAAGAGAAAGCGGAAGAAAGACGCUCGCAGACACACCAUCCAGAAAAUCAUGGGAGUGGAGGCGCAAACGGACGAGGCGGCUCAAUACGGGUGCGAUACCAUGACUUACGACACACACACGUGGCCGCUGAAGGAAAACAGGAGGAAGAGGAGUUCCCCAAAGAGCCCAGCCGGUGGGAAUGGAGUAGAAGCUAUAGACUAUAUGAAGAAUCCUCUGUUGAAGGACAUUGAUACAGAGUGUUCAGGCGAAUACAGCACCAUUCAAUAUGUCGUAUCAGAGGGGCCAAACCCGCUAUCCUCCACAAGUCAGGUGAGGAGCCACUGCAGAUUCCUCUCCUUGGGCUCUGUGCUGAGCUUUGACCUGCCCAAGGACAUGACUCUCAUCCCCAGCAUCCAGGACAUCAUUACAAUUGCACCCCCUGAGUCCAAAAAAGGAGCAGGGACUGAUCCGGACCCCCACUCUCAGAGACACUCAGCCCUGAGCUCCUUCAAACAGACUCGUCCCACUGCUGCCAUCACACACGGCUCCACAGAGGUCAGCUUUUCUGAAACUCAGACUCCGACCCCUGUAGUGAAGGCUCCGUCUGAUGCGGACAAGAGUUCCCAACCCUCACCUCCUCUUUCCCUGCGAGAAGAUGAGGUUCAAGCCAAACCAUGCAAAAUCCAGUGCUGUCUGCGCAAGGCUGCAGAGCAGGAUGGGGACAGGGAGGGGACCAGUCAGCCCUCCGAUCUCCCUAUUUAUGUGAAUCAAGCCAAAAGUACAGCUGCAAACAAACAUGAGUGCCUCAGUGUCCACACGCUCAUUAGAGACCUGAAUGGACACCAGUAUCACAAAUGUGCAAGACCCCACAGUGUGCGUGAAGUGAGCCCAGGGCUUCAGUGCCUGAGCCGAGCUUCUCACAUGGUGGUGAAUCUAAAGUCAACAGUGAGCGUGAGCGUUCAUCAGGACUCGGUAGAUUCUGGGAUCUCCACGCCCCCCCGCAGCAUCAAAGUUUUCGCUGAUGCACCUUGUCCAGAUGUCCCACAGCCUAAGGUAGUGGUGGGGAGGCUCGUGUCCCUGCAGGUGGGAGGAAUAGACUGUUCUAAAACAAGACAGAAAAACACAACACCCUUAGGUCCAUCUGCAGAGCAGGGAACAGAGCCUGUCCACCUGGACCACCAGCAGUUUGAGGAGGAGGAAGAGGAGCUGGAGGACAUCUGGAAUCAGACGACUAACUACAGACAGAGCAUCUGCUCAGAUAUCAUGUACCAGCCCAGCCAGGACGAGUCCGUACCCUCAGACCAACCCGACGUUCCUCAUUCUCGCGUGCCUUCACCCAAGACCCCGGAUGUGCUCUACAGGAACCUGGUCACCGCCUCUGCGCCCAACCUCCUUGUGGCCGAGUUCAGGCUGCCGUCCCACAUUCAGAGCCUGCUGGGCUACGACAAGGAGCACAGGGCCAAAGUUCACCUCCCUCCACUGGCCUCAGGAGACAGGAGGUCCUGGGCGGCGUUUCCGAACACGGAACCAGCCAGCAAGACCACGUCAGUGACAGUGAACGAGACGGCGUCCGAUCCCAUGAAGCUGCCGGACGUGGGCGACAAUCAGAGAUACAUUUAUCAAUACAGAGAGGAUGAGGAGGAGAAAGAGGAAGGGAAGGUGGAGGAGGCAAACGUGAGGAAGGAGGCAGAUGAGCACACAGGUGGUUCGAAGGACCAGUCAAUGAGUCUGCUGUCGGUUCACAUGGAUUUAGACGGGGCCGGUCGGCACAGACAAUCCUCUCAAUGCCUCGAGGACAUGGAGAAGCAGGACCAACUGAUGGCCACGGGAGGGCGCUGUUUCACCCUGAGCGGGAAGCCGGACCUGCAGUUGAUGGAGGGAACGCUGGAGAGGAAGCACAAGCUGCAGCUGGGAGGAAAGAAAGCAGCCUCCAGAGGUUGGAGCUCCUACCACGCCGUCUUACAUCGACACACCUUGUGUUUCUACCAGGAUAGAAAGGAUACACUGAGGAGCUCUGCAUGUGGCCUCCCGCUGAACCUCCUGGGCGCCGAGUGUUCACCUGCGCCCGAGUACACCAAGAAACCCAACUGCUUCAGACUACAGCCUCGCGACGGGUCUGAAUAUCUGCUCAAUGCCCCCUCACGCUUCAUGAUGAAGAAGUGGAUGAUGAAAAUACAGGCAAACACCGGUCAGAGCGAGUCUGUGUCUGCAAUAUCAAGUGUCCCUGUCGAUCAAGGCCUCCCCGUUUCCUUAAAUCCCCUGCUCUGCUCCGGCUGUCACGGCCUGGCCAAAUGCCACUGCUCCUCCCGCCAUGAUGUCACCUCCACGUUCCCCAGGCGCAAGCCACCGGGCGCCGCCCAAACCAAAGAGAUCGUUGUCCUCACCAGAGAGUUCAGUCAAAUGCCACCGAGUCCUUUAAGGAGCCUGGACGAGCACCCGACUAUCUCAUCGUCACACGGAGGCUGCUGUGAUGAUGAUGAAGGCAGAGCGAAGCAGACGGUGACUCACAGACUGUCUGCAGCCUCCAGCGGUCUCACCUCCUCCUCCCCUCACUCCCCCGUGUUCAACAGCCAGGACUGGCUCAGCAACAAGCGCCGCUCCCACUCCUUCACAUCAGCCACCUACCAGAGGAUCAGGCCCCUGCUGCACCCAGCUGGAGGCCUGGAGAGAGGCUCCAACUACUGUGUGACCCUGGUGGUUGGAGACAAGUCGUCAGACGGCACGUCCACGUGCAGGAGCUCUGAGUCCUCGGUGCUGGCCGCGGCUGAGUGGCAGCCGGACGCCGGUCAGGACUCUGCUCUGACGAGCUACGCCAGCCUGCCGCGACCACGCAAUAAGUCCGUCUUCAAGAAGUUCUUUGGGAAAAGGGACCUCUGA
Messenger RNA from Pleuronectes platessa (European plaice), 4542 nucleotides. RefSeq lists its product as uncharacterized. The transcript has 18 exons. The record is from RefSeq and is a predicted model, not a curated record. Gene Ontology annotation, cellular component: cell projection; Z disc; cell junction. NCBI's taxonomy places the organism in Eukaryota, Metazoa, Chordata, Actinopteri, Pleuronectiformes, Pleuronectidae. Gene Ontology annotation, molecular function: actin filament binding; phospholipid binding. Bases 1 to 4542 code for a protein of 1513 amino acids. Gene Ontology annotation, biological process: muscle cell development; actin cytoskeleton organization.